AUGCCUACAUCAUCUGCCGCUGCAGCCAGUCCAGGCAAUUCACACAACGUUGUCGGUGUUCAUUACAAGGUGGGAAAGAAAAUUGGAGAAGGAAGUUUUGGCAUUAUCUAUGAAGGCAUCAAUUUGCUCAAUAAUCAACCCGUAGCCAUCAAGUUUGAGCCUAGAAAGAGUGACGCACCUCAAUUACGAGACGAAUAUCGAACUUACAAAAUUAUGGCUGGAUCCAUUGGUAUACCUACAGCUUAUUAUUUCGGUCAGGAAGGGCUUCAUAAUAUCUUGGUGAUUGACCUUUUGGGUCCUUCACUGGAAGACAUGUUUGAUACCUGUGGUAGACAUUUCAGCGUCAAGACCACGGCUAUGCUUGCUAAACAGAUGCUGACUCGAGUGCAAACGAUCCACGAGAAAAAUCUGAUUUACAGAGAUAUUAAACCAGACAACUUUUUAAUCGGUAAACCUGGUACAGAGACAGAGAAUCAAAUAUUCAUUGUGGAUUUUGGUAUGGCGAAAUUGUAUCGAGAUCCCAAGACAAAACAACAUAUUCCUUAUCGUGAAAGAAAGAGUUUAUCUGGUACUGCUCGUUAUAUGAGUAUCAAUACCCAUUUAGGAAGAGAGCAAUCUCGUCGUGACGAUCUCGAAUCGCUGGGUCAUGUCUUUAUGUACUUCUUAAGAGGCUCCUUACCCUGGCAGGGAUUAAAGGCUGCUACCAAUAAGCAAAAGUAUGAAAAGAUUGGUGAAAAGAAACAAACCACUGCCAUCAAGGACCUCUGUGAAGGCUAUCCAGAGGAAUUCGGUAUAUACCUCCAAUAUGUGCGUAAAUUAGGAUUUGAGGAGACUCCUGAUUAUGACUUUUUGCGUGGAUUGUUUUCCAAGGCUAUUGAGAAAGUAGGAGAACAAGACGAUGAUAUUUACGACUGGAUGUUACUCAAUAGUGGAAAGGGAUGGCAGACAUUAUCCAAACGCAGUGGUCGUCAACAAGCCAAUAACAAUAAAAAGGCUGUCAAAGAUCAACCUAAAUUGGAUACUCAUCAUGCACAGGUGAAUUCAAGACAACAACCUGAACAGCAACAACAACAACAACAACAACAACAAUAUCAACCAAAAAAAUCAGGUUUUUGGUCCAAAUUAUCAUGUGGUUUAUGUCAUUAA
This is a messenger RNA of Mucor mucedo, 1146 nucleotides long. Its product is annotated as kinase-like domain-containing protein. Gene Ontology annotation, biological process: peptidyl-serine phosphorylation; signal transduction; endocytosis. NCBI's taxonomy places the organism in Eukaryota, Fungi, Mucoromycota, Mucoromycetes, Mucorales, Mucoraceae. Gene Ontology annotation, cellular component: cytoplasm; nucleus. Bases 1 to 1146 code for a protein of 381 amino acids. The record is from RefSeq and is a predicted model, not a curated record. Gene Ontology annotation, molecular function: ATP binding; protein serine/threonine kinase activity. The transcript is spliced from 6 exons.